GUGAAAAUUAAUGUCAAUGCUGUACAUGCAGAGAGCUAGCUAGAGAUGAGGUGCACUUACAACUUCCAUAUAAUAAUCAUAGUAGAUUUCAAGAAACUUAAGUAGAUCUAACCUCCUGGUGGUUAGUUAUUGCAGACACUACAAAUCUAAGACAAAAUUUGGACACAAGACCAACAUAAAAGACAACUGAAGGAUGAAAAGUCAUUGGAAUCGGUCACAGCUGGUGAACCAAAACAUACUUUUGUGUAUCAUAGGCAUCUUCUUUCUUUCGAUGCCUUACAAAGCCCGGAGUGAAGUUUGUUCGUUUGGAGCAAACGAUAUUGACAGUCUAUCCAAACCUCUAUCAAUAAACCCAGGUCGAUAUUUUGACCUAAAUAAUACAGCAUCAUGUGAUGGAAAUAUUACGUCAAUACGGUAUUGUUUGCUGGACACCAAUCCAACAAAUAAUUUCUCGGUUCAAAUUUGGAGAAAAGCAAAUGAUGGCUACACUAUGAUGAAGGAGUACCCCAUUAAUGUUACAAUGAGUCAUAAUGACGGUAUUAUGAUUAAUAACUCCAACGCUGUUUGCAAGAGAAUAACGAUUAACGGAGAAAAUUCAUUUCAAGUGUUUACAGGAGACAUUAUUGGACUGUAUUUUGAGACUGCGACUUUCGGCAUACUUGCUACUAGUUUGAGCCACUCUGACUAUGGAUUAUACUAUGACACAAGAACAGGCACCGAGGUUCAAGAGGAAAUGAGUGUUGCCUUAACUGACCUCAGUUUCAAUACUACCAUUCAAUACCACCUUAAAGUUCAAGUCGGAAAUGAGCUAACAUCACCUGAACAGAGGUUAUCAACCAUUAUGAAAACUCAGCAGACUGCUGCUCAAUACAGCAGCUCACCUAUCAUAUUUCAAACAUCCACAUCAAAGCUAAUAAAACAUAUUGCGCCAACAGCCUCGCAAUUGAUGACUGAAGUAGCGAUCAGCACAUCCUCCUUUGGGACAAAAGUGCAAAUGACUGCACAACCUACAGAGUUCAUACUGACAAUUUCCACUUCAGUCCCAAUGACAAUUUUACCCACCCCCAUACCCUCACGAAUGCCUGAGGCUACAACAAGCUUAAGUCUGAGUUUAAACACUAAGAGCUCAAAAUUGAAUACACCAUUGCCGACCAAUGUGCAAGUUUCUGCUACAAGUGAGAAGAGUAGAGACUAUGUUAAAGCGUCAUUGGUACCUCCUGUUCCUCCCGGAAGGCCAGACAAUCAAGUUAACUCUCAGACAAUAAUCGUGAUAGCUGGUGUGUCAGCUGGAUGUGCAGUCUUGGUGUUACUGGUAGCCAUAGCAAUUGUUGUAUGCACAAUACUCGCACGAUCAAGAAGAGCGGUUCUGGUCCACUCCUCAAAGAAAGUAAACUCACGGUUACAAGAAAACAAUGUAUUUGAAUUCAAUAAUAAUACUGUGAGUAAUAGCAUUCCAGAAACAGUGCUAGUAAAUGAGAUUCAUCUCACAGAAAUUUCUUUACCAUGUUCACAAGACAGCAGCCAGGGAAACGUAUCUGAAGAUGACAAUUACAAUCGGUUACAGAAUGGAGUACCUUCUUCAAACAAACACAUGAGUGUUCACAUCUACAACACAAUCGAAACUCUCCGAAGAGAACAGCCAUUCCUACUCAUUGGUGCACCAACCGAGAGGUCACAGUCCGAGAUGAAUGAUUAUGAAAUUCCAGUACCGUCUCUUGGCAACACCACAGCUGCAAUAUCGCUAGAGAGCGUACAAGCAUCCACUAGAACAACAAUGACUUUUAUUCCCACAGACUAUGAAGUACCGCAAUCGUUGUCGGGGUACUUUAGUGAUGGUACGGUGCAGUGUGCUUCCUCGAGUUCAUCUUAUAUGUCCAUUCCUGAAGAACCAUUUGCUAUAGACAGUGACUUGGAGCUAUGGAGAAAGUGCAAGCAACAACUGGACACCGCAGUUCAAAAACAAAAUAGAACUGAGACAAGGACAAGAUCCAGAGCUGCUUCAAUGGACGGCCCUUACAACCCACCACCCAGUGAUCUGGCACAGCUUCACAGAAAGUUGAAAGAGCUCUCUAUAGAGAUCAUAUCAAUGAAGGAAAUACGGACCGAUUUAGGGAUGCUCCAAUCAUCACUUAUAACCCAGAAAGCCGUCUUAAAGAAGAAAAGUGGACACGAGAGACAAGUUAUUAUACAGUCUCCAGAUCCAGCAGGAACAGAAACACAGGCUACAACACUCUUACUUCAAGAAGCAGUAAUCAUGGGGCAAAUACGACACCCCAACGUUGUUUCACUGCAUGGACUUAUAAUGGAAGACAAAAAGGUCAUGCUAGUUGUGGAGCAAUUUCCAAAGGAGGACUUGAGGAGGUAUCUAGUACAAAUGGGACGAAGUGUAAUUCAUGAGGAUGCUCCCAAACUGCUACUGACUUUCUCUCAACAAGUUGCUCUAGGGAUGCAUUAUCUGGCCAGCAAAGGAUUUGUACACAGAGACCUGGCUGCUAGAAACGUCUUUGUGACCAAAAAUGACACUUGCAAGGUAGGAGAACUUGCCAAGUGUCUGGAAUAUGCCGAUCCUGAGGAUUACGUCAUCAAUGGAGGGAAGCUGCCUAUUCGCUGGAUGCCGCCAGAAGCAAUGUACAGGAAAAGGUACUCGACUGCCAGUGAUGUGUGGAGCUAUGGUUGUCUCCUCUAUGAGAUAUGGAGUCUGGGACGAAUGCCGUUCAGGGAGUACACAAAUGCACAGGUAAUUGAGAAGAUAGACUCUGGCUACAGGAUACCACCGCCACCUGGCUGCCCCAGGGUCAUCUAUGACCUAAUGAUACAAUGCUGGCACCCCUAUCCCCUCUCACGGCCAACUUUCAAAGACAUCCUGAACACCCUUCUUGGAGAUGAGGCUCAAGUCCUGCAGAUACCAGCUAAAGACGCAGCCACUCACGAUGCAGCCAUUGUGCUUGGAGCAAAACUUGAAGCCGGGAAAUAUCUAUACCGAGAUCUCCAAACCAUGCAUAGUGAGCGACCUGGGGUACAGAAAUUCCCAGUCGGCUUGCAUGACAGUCGACCAAUCAGACCACGGUCGCCGCAAAUAUCUAAACGACCUCAGCGGAGUUCAGACUACGAUCACAUUUCACACAGCAAAGUUAUGAUGACGGCUUUUCCAACAUCUUCUGCAGCUAUUGAUCACAUGUACAAAAGCCAGCCGAAAAAUAAGAAAGGAAAUGGAACUGCCGUUGAAUAUGAUUUUGAUCCAUCCACUUUUUUGUUCCGACAGAGAUUAUUAACUGACGAUAGAAGUGACUAUGCUGAUAUUGGUGACUAAUUCUUGAUUAUUUAUAUUUAUUUAUGGGCUGUUUUCAGCUAAUACCUCGCUCUAACUAUACAUGAUGUGAUGGUUCUAUAAAUGAAAAAAAAUAAUGUAAAUUGAAGGGUACUGA
Halichondria panicea is the source of this 3425-nucleotide messenger RNA. RefSeq lists its product as uncharacterized. The transcript has 13 exons. Gene Ontology annotation, biological process: cell surface receptor protein tyrosine kinase signaling pathway; positive regulation of kinase activity; multicellular organism development. The record is from RefSeq and is a predicted model, not a curated record. Gene Ontology annotation, molecular function: transmembrane receptor protein tyrosine kinase activity; ATP binding. Lineage: Eukaryota; Metazoa; Porifera; Demospongiae; Suberitida; Halichondriidae. Bases 194 to 3310 code for a protein of 1038 amino acids. Gene Ontology annotation, cellular component: plasma membrane; signaling receptor complex.